Molecule: messenger RNA, 627 nt
Organism: Closterium sp. Naga37s-1
Lineage: Eukaryota; Viridiplantae; Streptophyta; Zygnematophyceae; Desmidiales; Closteriaceae
Source: the annotation of a GenBank genome assembly
AUGCAAGGGUACGGCAGGAGAGGCUGCACGCUUUCCUCGCGUCUCUGCUCACUGUCCUCCCUCACGCACCUCUUCAUCGAGUGCCUCUCCCCCUCUGUCACACUCCCCUCCGACCUCGGCUGUCUGCUCAACCUGCGCUCGCUCUCCCUCUAUGGCACCUCUCUCUGCCUGCCACACUCCCUCUCCUGCCUCGCCCCGUGCUUGCACUCGCUCAAACUGCACUACAGCGGCUACAGCGACGAGGACCCCUUACACCGGAAGCUGCCCCCCUGUCUCAUGCUUCUCACCUCCCUCACGAGUCUUCACCUUCACAAUAUGUACCUGCCGCUGUCCCCUCCGCUUGCCUUUGCCCGCCUGCGCGCCCUCCGCACACUACGCAUCGAGUAUGACAUCACCUUCCCCAGCCACGUGUCCUUUCCAGAAGACCUGGGCCAGGUGGCAGCCUUGGAGUGGCUGGAGCUGAAGUACUGCUCCAUAAGUCCGGGGCUUCCGCAGUCACUCUCUGCGAUGAUCUCACCACUCUGCCUGCUAGCUUCGGUUCUCUAUGCUCCCUGCAGCGCCUCUCUGUCGACUCGUGCAAAAAUUUCCACCAUCUGCCCGACUCUUUCUCCUCUCUUUCUGCCCUGA